Arctia plantaginis is the source of this 1014-nucleotide messenger RNA. NCBI's taxonomy places the organism in Eukaryota, Metazoa, Arthropoda, Insecta, Lepidoptera, Erebidae. The record is from the annotation of a GenBank genome assembly.
AUGAGGGGACAAAUUACAAACUUAUCUAAAAUUAUUUGUAAAAACAGUUGCACGAAAGUUCAUCCUCUAACGAGAUUUUUGAGUACACAAGAGGCAGUUGAUCGACGUUAUCAUCUCUUUACGCUCGAGAAAAAGCGUCAGUAUGAUAAUGUCGGUCGUAUCGAGAAGAUAGAAGUUCAAUACAAGGGACUACCAAAUAAUUGCACUUUUGUCAUGAAUAAGGAUAUAUCUACACCUUACGAUUGUGCUAGACAUUUAAGUGAAUGGCACACGGAGACGAGUGCCUUAGCACUACUUGAUGGCACAGUCUACUGGGACAUGCAUAGACCACUCACUGAGAAUUGCACCUUAGAACUACAAAAUUUCAACGUCCCCGAGCCCCAACAAGUAAACAAGGCAUUCUGGCGGACAUGCUCCUUUAUGCUCGGCGCGUGCGCAUCUGUUGCUUUCAAAGAUACCGUCCCUAUCAAAUUACACAGCUUCCCUGGACCAGACAUCCGCAGCGGAUCUUUCAUCUAUGACAUAGACCUCCCCACUUUGCCCAACUGGCAGCCAUCCAACAAGGAGCUGAUUACUUUAGCAGCUGAAUAUGUAAAGCUAACUCGAGAGAACAAACCCCUGGAGAGGCUGGAGGUCGGUGAAGAGUUGGCUCUGGAGAUGUUCGUGGAUAAUGAACAUAAAACUAAACAGAUACCGAGUAUAGCUAGAAAUAAUGGUAAAGUAACAUUGUACAGAGUUGGUAAACACGUGGAUAUAUCGAAAGGACCCAUGAUCAGCACAUCUGGACAAAUCGGACGCAUCGCCAUCGCUUCCGUUCAUAAAUUAAACGGAUCGAAGAACAGCGAUGUAAAAAAUCUGUACAGGUUUCAAGGUGUAGCACUACCCACUGGUGUGAUAAUAAACCACUUCGCAUUCUCCAUACUCACAGAUAGGGCAAAGAAAUUGAACGUAUCAAGAUCACCUGCAAAGGCUGUCGAUAAUGAAGAGGCAGACAGCGUAGCGGCGCGGGCGUAG